Molecule: messenger RNA, 904 nt
Organism: Pistacia vera
Lineage: Eukaryota; Viridiplantae; Streptophyta; Magnoliopsida; Sapindales; Anacardiaceae
Product: dnaJ homolog subfamily B member 3-like
Exons: 2
Coding region: 326-904 (192 amino acids)
Cellular component (GO): cytosol
Molecular function (GO): protein-folding chaperone binding
Source: RefSeq, a predicted model, not a curated record
AUUAGGAGUGAUCAAAUUGAAUUGCUGAAACUGAAGUGGUUGUAAAGUUUAAAUCAAACAUUAGGGAUGACCUUAAAAUUUGCCAUUAGUCUUGUCGUGCCGUGUCGUAAGCCCGAAAGUUGGUAAGUAACAAGACGUAUAGAAGCCCGGUAUAAUAGAUCAAGAAUCAAUGGGCUGAGCCCGAACCCAGCUUUAAAAGUAACACCAGUGAGCAGUGUCGGCGAUUAAAAACUUCCGGCCACAAACUAAGCAAAGUAUCGAAAACUUUCAGAUAUUACAACCAACCACGAGGAAACGCAAGAGGCAAAACGACGAAGAACGACCGAUGGGUGUAGAUUAUUACAAGAUUCUCCAAGUAGACCGGAACGCCAAAGACGAAGAUUUGAAGAAAGCAUAUCGCAAACUCGCCAUGAAGUGGCAUCCAGAUAAGAACCCUACCAACAAGAAAGAAGCUGAAGCCAAAUUUAAACAAAUCUCUGAAGCUUAUGAUGUUUUGAGUGAUCCGCAAAAAAGAGCGGUGUAUGAUCAGUACGGAGAGGAAGGUUUGAAGGGCCAGGUACCGCCACCUGGUGCGGGCGGGUUUUCGGGUGGGCCAUCGACGACGUUUCGGUUCAAUACGAGGAAUCCCGAAGAUAUAUUUUCCGAGUUUUUCGGGUUUUCAAGUCCGUUUGGAGGGAUGGGUGACAUGGGGGGUUCACGCGCCAGCGCUUCAGGGUUUCCGAGAGGUAUGUUCGGCGAUGAUAUUUUUGCCUCAUUUAGAGGAGCAGCCGGCGAAGGCUCUACGAAUGCGCCAAGAAAAGCCGCGGCUAUAGAGCGAACAUUGCCUUGUAGUUUGGAAGAAUUGUAUAAGGGAACAACCAAGAAGAUGAAGAUUUCUAGGGAUGUUAUUGAUGCCUCUGGGUAA